Calliphora vicina (urban bluebottle blowfly) is the source of this 877-nucleotide messenger RNA. RefSeq names its product larval cuticle protein A2B-like. Lineage: Eukaryota; Metazoa; Arthropoda; Insecta; Diptera; Calliphoridae. The record is from RefSeq and is a predicted model, not a curated record. Gene Ontology annotation, cellular component: extracellular matrix. Bases 57 to 545 code for a protein of 162 amino acids. The transcript is spliced from 2 exons.
UUAUCACUCCACAUUUGUUAAUUCAAACAUAAAGAACAAACAACAAUUUCCGCAAAAUGACAUUCAAACUUGUACUUGCUUUAGCUAUUGUGGCCACAGUUGCAGCUGGCUAUGUCCCUGUACAUCAUCAAAAUGUUUACCAUGCUGACUCUGUUUAUCAUGCUGCUCCUGUGGAACAUCAUGUUGUACCUGUAGCCCACAAGGUCUACACCAAAACUGUUGAGGAAUACGACUCACAUCCUCAGUACCAAUUUUCUUAUGGUGUCGAUGAUAAAGUAACAGGAGACUCAAAGAGUCAGCAUGAGGAACGUGAUGGCGAUGUUGUACAUGGUCAAUAUUCUUUAAUCGAUGCCGAUGGUUACAAACGUACUGUCACCUACACUGCUGAUGACCACAACGGUUUCAAUGCCGUUGUACAUCGUGAACCUUUGGUUAAAGUAGCUCAUCUUGCCCCAGUUGCUGUUAAGUCUCAUUAUGCUCAUGUUCCAGAAGUAGCCAGUUAUCACAAUGCUGCUCCUUCUUACUAUAACAACCAUCAUCAUUAAAUUGGACUAAUGAAUUAUAACAUUGUUAAUGAAUCAUAAUCUUGGGAACUUGCCGCAGUAUUUUGUUAUUUAAACGAGUAUUUUUUAGAUUUAAGUUUUAUUUGUGAUAUAUUUGUUCAAUUCACAACUUAUCGUAUGAGUUGUAUGUUGUACAUCGCCCCCUCAAUAAAACAAUAGUGUAUAAGCACAUAUUCUACUUCCACAAAGUUGUUCAAAAGAUCAAUUGAAAUAUUACUUUUGUUCUAGAUGUCUACUAACACAAAAAUUUUAAACUCAAUUAUUUCGAAACGGCAAAAAAAUUAUACACUAUUGUUUUAUUAAGGGGAUGAAAU